Brenthis ino (lesser marbled fritillary) is the source of this 3018-nucleotide messenger RNA. The record is from the annotation of a GenBank genome assembly. Lineage: Eukaryota; Metazoa; Arthropoda; Insecta; Lepidoptera; Nymphalidae.
AUGAAGACCAGAUUUAAUACUUAUGAUAUUGUGUGCAUGGUGGCCGAAUUGCAAAGGCUGGUUGGCAUGAGGGUUAAUCAAGUUUAUGAUAUAGACAAUAAAACUUAUGUUAUUCGCCUGCAAAGGUCUGAAGAAAAGUCAGUUUUAUUAUUAGAAUCUGGUAAUAGAUUUCAUACUACACAGUUUGAAUGGCCAAAGAAUGUUGCACCAUCAGGAUUUACUAUGAAGCUUCGUAAACAUCUCAAAAACAAGCGUCUCGAGAAACUUUCUCAGCUCGGUAUAGACAGAAUAGUGGAUCUCCAAUUUGGUAGUGGAGAAGCUGCAUAUCAUGUUAUACUGGAACUGUAUGACAGAGGUAAUAUUGUACUAACAGACUAUGAAUGGACCAUAUUAAAUGUUUUGAGGCCACAUGUAGAAGGAGAUAAAGUAAGAUUUGCAGUAAAAGAGAAAUAUCCUUUAGAUAGAGCUAAAACAACCUACGAAGCACCAAAUGUUGAUACCUUAAAGGAAAUACUUGGAAAAAGCAAACCUGGAGACAAUCUCAAAAAGAUAUUAAAUCCAAAUUUAGAAUAUGGUGCAGCUGUAAUAGACCAUGUCUUAUUAGAGAAUGGGUUAUCAGGCAACAUGAAAGUAACUCAAGAUGCAAAUAAAGGUUUUUUUGUGGAAAGAGACAUAGACAAACUGUAUACAGCAUUAAAGCAGGCUGAAAUGUUGAUUGAAAGUGGACAAAAUCAGGUGUCAAAGGGUUACAUAAUUCAAAAGAAGGAAGAGCGACCAAACCCAGAAGGCGGUGGUCCCACAUUCUUUUUUACAAAUCAAGAUUUCCAUCCAAUGUUAUAUGCGCAAACCAAAGAUCUGCCUCACACAGAGUAUGAAACUUUUGACCGAGCAGUCGAUGAGUUCUAUUCUGCGUUAGAAGGACAAAAGAUUGACUUAAAGACCAUUCAAGUAGAAAAAGAAGCAAUGAAAAAAUUGCAAAAUGUAAGGAUAGACCACGAUAAACGCAUCACAGAGCUGGAGAAAGUUCAGUUGGAAGAUAGGAAGGCGGCUGAAAUGAUAUCCAGAAAUGAACCGCUGGUGGAACAAGCCAGGAUGGCCAUACAGGCUGCUUUAGCAAAUCAGAUGUCUUGGGACGAUAUCCAAUUGUUAGUAAAAACGGCGCAAGACAACAAUGAUCCCAUAGCUUCUUCGAUUAAGCAACUCAAACUUAACACCAAUCAUAUCACAAUGCUGCUGAAAGAUCCAUAUGAUGAUGAUGAUGAUAGUGAUGGUGAUGGUGAUGACCGUGCUAAUAGACUGAAGCCGAUGAUGGUUGACAUCGACUUGUCGUUGACAGCUUUCGCUAAUGCUCGAAGAUAUUAUGACCAAAAGCGUCACGCUGCAAAGAAACAACAGAAGACUCUGGAGUCAGCGGACAAAGCUCUUAAAAGUGCUGAAAGGAAAACGAAACAAACGUUGAAAGAAGCGCACACUAUCAGCAGUAUUACCAAGGCUAGGAAAACGUAUUGGUUCGAGAAGUUCUAUUGGUUUAUAUCUUCUGAUAAUUUCUUGGUGAUAGCGGGUCGCGACCAGCAACAGAACGAGCUGCUGGUGAAGCGCUACAUGCGCGCCACGGACGUGUACGUGCACGCGGAGGUGACCGGCGCCUCCUCCGUGCUCGUCAAGUGCCCCAGCGCUCCGCCCCCCAGGACCCUCAGCGAGGCGGGGCAGGCCGCCGUCGCGUACAGUGUUGCCUGGGAGGCUAAGGUGCUAACCAGAGCGUGGUGGGUCUACGGGCACCAAGUGUCCAAGUCAGCCCCCACCGGGGAGUACCUCACUACCGGCUCUUUCAUGAUCCGGGGGAAGAAGAAUUAUUUGCUGCCAGAACAUCUGCAGUUUGGAUUCAGCUUUAUGUUUCGGCUAGAAGACAGUUGUAUAGAGAAACACCGCGACGAGAGGAAAGCCAUUGUGGCGGAGGACUCCACCUCUGAAGUCACUUCUACACAGGAUACUGAGGAGGAACAGGAGAUCGUUGUUUCUGAUGAUGAUGAAGCUUCUGAUAAAGAAGAAUCUAAACAAAAGCACACUCUAGAGACAAUUACCGAAGAAGCUUACGUGAAAAAACUGAAUAAAGAUAAUAAGAAUGUAAAUAAAAUAAAAGAAGAUAAACAAUCAGAAAUUAAAGAAGAAAUAAAAGAAAAUAUAACAGAGAAAGAGGAUAAGAAAGAAGAAGGCCAUUCGGACAGUGAUAGUUCUGAUGAUGGGAUUCUUGAUACCCACAUUAAGGUGGACCACGGAACCGGAAAAGUUACUAUUGAGUCAAAAACAAGAACAAUGUCAGAAAUGUCAGACAAAAGUGAAGACAGACCUCUAUCGUUCCCCGCGUUACCGAAAAAAGGUAAUAAGAAGCCUCAAAAAGAACAAAUUAAAAAAGAACAGCAGCCCAAAAAAGAAGAGAAGCCGGGCCUAAAACGCGGACAGAAGAGCAAAAUGAAGAAGAUAAAAGAGAAGUAUAAGGACCAAGAUGAAGAAGAUAGAGCCAUAAUAAUGGAGUUGUUACAGCCAAACAAAAGCGCGAAGGAAUCUAAGAAGGCACAAAAGCAAGCGGUCAAAGGCAAGAGUAAAUCAGGUCCGAAGGCCCCCAAGAUCCCUCAACCUGCCCCUAUUAUAUUGGAGGCGGAGUCUGAUGCUGAGGAACCAGAGCCUGAACAAGAGGUGGACCCCUCGGCUCAAGAUGCGGACACGGAAAUGUUGUGCCAACUGACCGGAAAUCCAUUCCCGGAAGAUGAACUUUUGUUUGCAGUCCCGGUCGUCGCACCGUAUUCUGCUGUACUUAAUUAUAAAUUCAAAGUAAAACUGACACCCGGUAGCAAUAAAAGGGGAAAAGCAGCCAAAACGGCAGUGCAAGUGUUCCUGAAAGACAAAAAUAGUUCCAACCGAGAGAAAGAUCUUCUAAAAGCUGUGAAAGAAGAAAAUAUUGCGAGAAAUUUCCCCGGCAAAGUGAAACUGUCCGCACCUCAGUUACAUAAACAUAAGAAA